CAAAGGCGGUGGCUUUUUAAAAUCUCAUCACAAAUAGACUUCACCUUCCUUUAGGAGGAUCAUCAUUUUUCGAAACAUAUAGAAUACAUACACUUAUAAGUCAUUUUUUAGAAAAAUGUCGAGUGCAAACAAUAAUACGCAAACCGUCACCCCUCCGCCAAAGAGACUUCGUUCAAAGUCUUCGGACAAAGUUUCUUCACAGAGUGACGAUUGGUUUAGCGUUGUUCUUAACGAAAUUGAAGUGGAUCCAAGAAUAGAUACUUGGAAUUACUUCUUUCAAGAUUCUCACAUGUUGCGAGAUAAACCUCAAAAUUCUGAAAUUAUGUUUAACAUUCCCUUCAUAUUCAAGUUAUUCAAGUCAGUCAACCCCACUAAAAAUCUUGUCAAUGGAGUUGAAUCCAACUCACAAAGGAGACAAAAAUUUUCCUCAAAUCCGUCACCUUUCUCAACAAACUUUCUUUCAGAAGAUUUAAUAGGAAAAAUGGUAGAAACGUUAGGUAUUUUAUUAGAGGAAGUUAAGAAAGAUAUUCGGAUAACAAUAAGCAAUAUAGAUCAUUUAAUCCCAGCAAGCUUUCUUCGCGAAUUUAAUAAACUCGUUCAUGACUCACAUCCGAAUAAUAUCAAAACUCCAUUUAUCAAAUGCGUUGAAGAAUUUCGUUCUUUUAUUUCUAGAAUUCAACCAUCUUACUUAUUUUCUGUCAUAGAAUUAUUUAAAAAUGCUUUAGAUUCUUAUUAUCGGAUUACACCUUUUAUCAUCGUAGUUCAUAUGUUAUUCAAUAAUAUGGGUAUGGAUUUUUUGUGCGAAAAUAACGAAAAAACUUACAUGAACAUUUUUCAUGAUUAUUAUAAUUUCUUAAAAAGAAAUAUACCAUUAGAUGAUCUACCGCCUAAUGCACGCGAAAUUUUAGAAGUUUUCACUUGGUAUUUUCGUUUAGUCGUAAGAUCUCAGCCCUAUGAAAAAAAAUCAUCCAAUUUUUGUACAAUAUUUGUUCAAGUCUGUGUGGAAAUUGUACAAUUAUUGCAGAUUUUUGGAUAA
Molecule: messenger RNA, 1036 nt
Organism: Rhizophagus irregularis DAOM 181602=DAOM 197198
Lineage: Eukaryota; Fungi; Glomeromycota; Glomeromycetes; Glomerales; Glomeraceae
Source: RefSeq, a predicted model, not a curated record